Messenger RNA from Penicillium maclennaniae, 1470 nucleotides. RefSeq names its product cytochrome P450. The transcript is spliced from 5 exons. Bases 1 to 1470 code for a protein of 489 amino acids. The record is from RefSeq and is a predicted model, not a curated record. Lineage: Eukaryota; Fungi; Ascomycota; Eurotiomycetes; Eurotiales; Aspergillaceae. Gene Ontology annotation, molecular function: oxidoreductase activity, acting on paired donors, with incorporation or reduction of molecular oxygen; monooxygenase activity; heme binding.
AUGCCUUUCCUGCUUCUCGCUGCUGUUUCCCUUUUGGCUGUUCUGCUUUACAACGCAGUAGCAGUUCGAAAACACCAGAAAUUGCCGCCUGGCUGCAAGCCCAUUCCGGGCCCGCCUGGUUUACCUUUGCUCGGAAAUCUACACCAGAUCCCUAACGACUAUCCCUGGCGCAAAUUUAAGGAAUGGUCGGACAUACAUGGGCCAAUUAUGGAAGUGAAACUUGGCAAGGGAAGCUUGAUUGUGUUGUCGAACAACGACACGGCCAAGGAACUCUUGGAGCGGCGCGGUCAAAAUUAUUCUUCACGGCCGCAGACUUACAUGGCAUGCGAGGUUCUAUCCGGCAAUCUUCGCCCCCUUUUGAUGCCUUACGGAGACCGUUGGAGAAGAGUUCGGAAGUUUAUCCACCAGAUGACAAUGCCUGCGAAAGCAUUGAGCUACCAACCACGACAGGAUCGCGAAUCGCGUAAACUGUUAUACGAUCUGUUGCAGGAGCCUGAAGACUUCGCACGUCAUUAUUAUCGCUACGCGAGCGGACUUGUCAUGGGUCUCACAUACGACAUGCCGGUUAUAACAGGCAAGGAAGAAUAUAUUAAGAAUAUUGUUCAAGUCAAUGACACCCUUGAACAUACUGCAAAGCCGGGAGCAUUCCUUGUGGAUUCUAUUCCUGUAUUGAAAUUCAUGCCUUCAUUUAUGGCACCAUUCAAGCGUCUAGGCAAGGCUGCCCACGAAUUCGAGUAUGCCCUUUUCACGAAUCUUUUGCAAGACAUUAAGAAUAAGCUGAACCGUGGCUCAUCCGUUGGUGACUGCUUUGCCAAAGAUUUUCUUAAGAAGGGGGAGAAAAAGGACCUGACCGACGACGAAGGUGCAUAUGCCUGCGGCACCAUGUUCGAGGCUGGUAGCGGCACAACGUCUGGCGCUCUCGAAAUCCUAACAAUGGCACUCCUUCUAUUCCCCGAAGUUCAAGUUAAGGCACAGAAGGAAUUGGAUGAUAUUUGUGGAGACCGUCUGCCGCAGUUUGAAGACGAACGGGACCUUCCGUACAUCAAGGCUGUCGCGAAAGAGGCCCUCAGAUGGCGCCCGAUUGUAACGCAAGGCAUAUUGCACAUGUCCGUAAAGGACGACCGCUAUGGUGACUACUUUAUCCCGGCUAAUACUCCUAUAGUUGGAAACCACUGGGCAAUUCACAUGGAUCCUGAUAUGUAUCCUGAGCCGGACAGAUUCAAUCCUGGACGCUUUAUCGACCCAUCAUUCCCAACUGCUCAAUCAACAGACGGGGUGGAGUACGGUGCGAGUCGCGGACACUGGGCCUUUGGCUUCGGGCGCCGAGCUUGUCCAGGUCAGCAUAUAGGCGAAUACAGCCUGUUCAUUCUGACAGCUCGGCUACUGUGGGCUUUCAAUUUCAGGAAAUACGUGACUCCAGACGGACAUGUACAAGAGCCUGAUCCUUUGGCAUUUACAACUGGUCAGUAG